AUGUUCUAUUUUGAUGACCUCGUAUUCAUAUUCAUAUUCAGUAUUGAAUAUAAAUAUGAAUUGAAUCUGAUUCAAUAUUCAACAUCUAUGCUAGGGAAGUAUUCGACUGUCUUGCAGAGGACUGCUAGAGUGGUUGCCGUUCUUCAGUCGCACGGGGUGAGUUCUGCGACCAAAUCCAUAGCGCCAAUCGAUCCUUCAAAAGGUCUCGCUACAAUCAGCCUGUUUGUGCGCUUCCACAGUCAUAUCAGCUGUCGGCAUCCGAAUGCAGAGGCGGUCAUGAUGCGCUGCAAACGCGAGACUGCAUCCGCGCUAACAACGCCGACUCGCAUUUAUUUUCAAGACACGGUCUCUUCACUUUCUCCAGACUCAAGACACAAAAUGGCGAACGUCAUAAGCCAAAGCGAUCUGGAUAAUUUCCGCGCGUGGUAUGAACGCCUCAAAGCGCACUUCCAAAACAUUGGCUACGAUGACAUGGUGGACGUCUUGGAAGAAAUGUAUGACAUGGGUCAUUGGGACUCCCGCUUGAUUCAUACCUACAUCAAGCCCCUUACCGCCCCGUACAGUAAACUCGAGAGUGUUGAGACCACGGCCUACUUGCUCUCCGCAAGCAAACGCAGUAGGCUUCGGACGGGCGAGGUUAAGCUCACACCGGAUAUCAGCGACACAGCUAUUCAGCAGACCGUCGCCAAGGUCAAGAAGCUCGAGCGUGAAGUGCCGCAAUUGUCCAGGUUUAAGACGCAAGGAUCCUUACUGCUCCAGCUGCCAGGCGAAUUGCGGAACGACAUCUAUCGGCUCGCUUUGCAUACGGAAGCAGGUGUCAUCAUUCGGCAAGACAAGAAAGGCUUUUCGCUACAGACUCCUGCUCUUUUGAGGGUAUGCAAGCAGAUGCGCGUCGAGGUCUCGUCAUUCUUUUGGGCAGAGACCUCGGUAUUCGUCCAGAUAUGUGGCGACGAUUGGAAGUUAUCGCUGGAAUCGCUCGAGACGGUCGCUGCAGAACGAAUGAGGGAGAUCGCAUCGAUUCAGUGCGAAUGGAAAUUGGACGAUUCCGAAGAGGCUGGCCUCAACACGCUACUCAACACUCCCGGUCCUUUCCGUAUACGUAAUCUUACCGACUGUCGGAUCAAUUUCGCUAUCCUUUACAUCCAUCAGGUGAUUCGCAGUCGGAAGCUGAUGCUUCACAUGCUUAGGCGAGGCAUGAGACUUGACUCGAUCAGCGCGGUACAAGAAGCCCCUAUCGAGAGUACCAUCAAGUUCGACGAAGCUGGCAGCAGAGCGCUGCUGGCGAGGCAUUGGAGAGUGACAGUUGACAGGGAGCGCCAGGUCUUCCUUGAUGCCGUCAGAAAUUAUGAUGCUUCGGAGGAGAAACGGAGCUCUACUCAAACAGAGCUUCCAGCAAGCGAGGAUGGAAGCGAAAUAUUUGAGGCGAAGAAUCAGAGGCAAGGCGCUCCCAUGAUCGGCGAAGGUGACACUGAGGAUUAUCCGAGGUCCUGGGAAGCGUAUAUGGACAAGUUCAAUUCUCAUCCAGUCACCCCAUAAUGCUAAGCUCCUUUGUCGCCAUUUCGAUUCCUUCAAGCGUGUUGUAUCAUGGUAGAGAACAUACUUCAUUUGCUUGUCUCCCUGAGCUCUUCCACCUGCUUAAAGCCAUACUCCUCGACUUCGGUCGCAGCUGCAGGAGGUCCAACCAAUCUAAAGAUGAGGUUGACGAUUCCAGACAUGUAAAUGAAGUACUGAAUUGCACGCAUGAUCCAAAGGCCUUGGGAAG
Messenger RNA from Pseudocercospora fijiensis CIRAD86, 1762 nucleotides. RefSeq lists its product as uncharacterized. The record is from RefSeq and is a predicted model, not a curated record. Bases 1 to 1536 code for a protein of 511 amino acids. The transcript has 10 exons. NCBI's taxonomy places the organism in Eukaryota, Fungi, Ascomycota, Dothideomycetes, Mycosphaerellales, Mycosphaerellaceae.